GAAAUACAUUGUUAGAUAAUCUUGUUGAAAAAUAUGAUACUUUGACACGACAAUGGACUAUACCAAACAUUGUAGGAAAUGUGUCGAUGUCUCUAAAAGGUGUUCAAUGCGUUGUUUCAGAGGAUAUGAUUUAUAUCUUUAGUGGAAAUGCAGAAAAUAAGAUGAUUAUUUUAAAUACCUCAAGUUUAACAUUAUCGGCAUUAUCAUAUGUUGGCGCGCCUGCUGCAUUA
Racocetra persica is the source of this 230-nucleotide messenger RNA. The record is from the annotation of a GenBank genome assembly. NCBI's taxonomy places the organism in Eukaryota, Fungi, Glomeromycota, Glomeromycetes, Diversisporales, Gigasporaceae.